Molecule: messenger RNA, 5367 nt
Organism: Labrus mixtus (cuckoo wrasse)
Lineage: Eukaryota; Metazoa; Chordata; Actinopteri; Labriformes; Labridae
Product: disks large-associated protein 1-like
Exons: 16
Coding region: 413-3727 (1104 amino acids)
Biological process (GO): signaling
Cellular component (GO): glutamatergic synapse; postsynaptic specialization
Molecular function (GO): molecular adaptor activity
Source: RefSeq, a predicted model, not a curated record
UAACUUGGCGCAGAUGACGGACCGCAGGCUCGCGCCACUUGAUGCCCCCACAUCCACUCACGCUCACACACAGACGCACACACACACGCGCACCCUCACGCACACACAUUCCAGCAGUGACUGUGUGCUGUGGUCGCCUCGCCUCCAGUAACGGACGUGCUUCUUUUGGAUUUAGCAGCCGGUGUCUCCGUUCAGCGAUGGACUGAGGAGCUGCUCGAGCUGGGGUAAAUGUGAGAGCAGUGUUACAGAGAUGUCUGUCCCCUGCAGUUAGCGGCAGCUCUACAAUGAUGGAAAUUUAAAAGAGAGUCUGCAGCUCUCCUCUCAGGGACAGUCCUCUGCAGCCCUUCUCUGGUCACAGGCCUGCCUGCCAACUAUCAUCCACAUCUUUCUAUCCACCCAUCCUUCCCCCGUCAUGAAAGGCCUGUCCAGUAGUCGGAGUCACCAUCACGUGAUCUCCUAUGAGCCAUCAUAUGAUCCCCUUGGUCACCACGUUGACCGCAAGCCAUAUUUGAUCAGUCAGAAUGACAUGCAUGUGCCCAUCCCCAUGCCACAUCCGGCUGAGCUGUCCUACUACAACGCUCAGCGAACCCCGUACCCCUCUGACAGCAACAGCAUCGUCCCAUACGGAACCUUCCCAAGGAGGUGCCACUCCACCUCCUCCUCUCACCAUCCUGAGGUAAAGGAUGAGUGUAUGGCCAUGGUACCAUUUAUAGGAGGAGGAGGUGGAGGAGGAGGAGGUGGAGGAGGCUAUGGAGGUAAAACACCAACCCGGGUACCUGCAAACUUUGCGGACCCGUAUGAGCGUCAGCCAUCAUUUUCCAGAGAUGGCUACCACACUUUGCAGUACAAACGAGGAGUGCUUGCCCAGAGUGGGGGGGCGGUGGCCAACAACAACAACAACGACAGUCCGGGGAGAAUCCGCCACCUGGUCCACUCGGUCCAGAAACUCUUCACCAAGUCACAUUCACUUGAGGGGCCACACCACACACAGUCCUCCAAGGGGGCCAAUAAUGGGAGCGUUAAUGGUGGUGGUGGUGGUGGAGCAGGUGGUGGUGGUGGUUCAAGGGCCAGCCCAGAAGGUGAAACUCCGCCAGGAGUGCGCCACCGGAAGCGCAGCAAGAGCCGCGAGCGCUGUCGAUCAGCGGAGCCCAAGCACCGAAGCCACCACCACCACCAACACCACCAGCUCCAUGGCUCAGCGUCCGCUCCGGGCUCUGGCUACUGGAGCUCAGAUGACAACCUGGAACGGGAGCUGUGUCUCUACCACCCUCAUCACCACCAACCUCCACCCUCACCCUCACCCUCCAUGUCCCCCUCGCCCAUCGCCAUGACAAUGGGCCGGUACCCCGGCAACAACCAUGACAAAUUCCCCCAAUCUCCCAUCCCCGUGCUCUCCUCCUCGCAGUCCCAGCAGUUCUUCAUGAUGGACCCUUACGGCACACUCAACGAGCACACAUACACCCAUGCACACCAUGGCCACACACACCACCAUCCUGCACUCAAAGUCUCCCGGAGCAACAACGAUGUGAAGUAUUCGGCCUCGUCAGCAUGUGUGCCAGUUAGUGUCAGCAGCAAUAACAGCGGUGGCGGUAUCGGUGGAGGAAGUGGCUCCUUGCUACCAAUGGGGCUAGUGGACGGGCCCAUUGUGAAGAAAGGGGCAUGGUCAUCGAGCCUAACGGUGAGCAGGGCCCGAGAGGUCUACACGAACAACAGCAGCCACAACCAGCUUCGAGACAGCGCAGGACCCGGUAACCUAAACCUAGAUAGAGCUCUAGUCAAAUCUAAGGGCAGUCAGCAGCAGGAGCGCACUUGCCAUUUCUUACAGGUACCUCAGGACGAGUGGAGCGGCUUCUCUCCUCUGGGGAAGGAGGACGACAUCCCCUGUCGGAGGAUGAGGAGCGGUAGCUACGUUAAGGCCAUGGCCGAGGACGACAGUGGAGACUCUGACGGGAGUCCCAAACCCUCACCGAAGAUCCAGGCACGCCGGGCAAGCUACCUGAAAGCCACACAACCAUCACUGACCGAGAUGACUACUCUACAGAUCUCCACGGAGCACUCCCCCAAGCUGCAGAUCAGGAGCCACAGUUACCUGCGAGCGGUGAGUGAGGUUUCAAUCAAUAGAAGCCUGGAUACCCUGGACCCCAAAACCCUCCUCGACCCCAAAUCGCUGCUGUCCUCACCCCAAUACCGCUCACGCAAUGAAAGCUACAUGCGGGCCAUGAGCACCAUCAGUCAGCUGAGUGAGCUGGAGCUAAACGGGCAGAUCGAGCAGGUGUGUGAACAGGUCUACAAUGCGUUGCAGUCCCAGGCCAUGGAGGCUGCCAUGGACAGCCUGGAGACCAUGGACACCCUGCCCAUGCCUGGAUGCUUUCGCAUGCGGAGCCACAGCUACGUGAGGGCGAUCGAUCAGGGCUGUGCGUCGGAGGACGAAGGAGAGGGAGGGAGGCCGUUGCUCCUGCUGCCUUCCUCUCCACCGAGAACAUCUGCCACCACCGUGAGAACCAUCCAGAGCAGCACAGUUUCAUCCUGCAUCACCACCUAUAAGAAAACACCUCCACCCGUGCCGCCCCGGACCACCACCUGCUCCACAUCCUCCAAGCCGUACAUCUCCAUCACCGCCCAGAGCAGCACAGAGUCUGCACAGGAUGCAUACAUGGAAGAGGAGGGGCCCAGAGGGGACAUGACCAUUCAGUCAGGACUCAGUAACUCCACAGAGAGCAUCGACAGCAUGAAGGCUCUGACGGCUGCUAUAGAAGCUGCUAACGCACAGAUCCAUGGACCAGCCAGUCAGCACGUCAGUAACAGCAACAACAGUAUGACGGUCAACAUCCCCACACCCAUCUUGACCAGGGGGCCAGUCGUUGAAAUCCACCGGGAUGACUACAGGAAAGAAGCUUUCAGGAAGGGGAAAUGUCUCUCCAUAGGCAUCCAGGUGGAUGGACCAGAGGACGAUCCAGAUCCAGAGGACCCGUCUAAGUUUACCUCUGUAGGGGUUCAAGUGGAGGAUGACAGAGGGUAUCGGCGAUUCCAGCGCUCCAACAGUGUGACGGCCGCUGUACAGGCAGAUUUGGACCUGCCCGACCCGAUGGACACCCCUCUAGACUCGGACACGGACGUGGAGGUCCUGUCGUCCGGUGCCCUCUCUCGACAGUACUCGCGCGAUGCUGCCACGUCCACCGUCAGCAUCCAGGGCUCAGGGAACCACUACCACGCCUGUACCUCUGAUGACUACGACGAUGUGGGCUUCGACCCGUCCAUCCUCCCCCCUCCAGACCCCUGGAUAGACAGUGUGACCGACGACUCGCUCGACGUCAACUUCCACACCUCUUCUCUUCUUGAGGCGGUGCAGCGGUCGGUGUGUCAAAGAGACGGACGCUGGUUUCUGAAGCUGUUGCAGGCAGAGACCGACCGUUUGGAUGGCUGGUGUCGACAGAUGGAGCUCGACCAGCGGGAGAAUGAACUGCCAGAAGAUAGUAAGGUCCUUGGAAAGAUGCGGAGUGCUGUUGGAAGCGCUCAACUUCUCAUAUCUCAGAAGUUUCAACAGUUCAGGGAGCUGUGUGAGGAGAACCUGAACCCGAACGCCCACCCCCGCCCUGUGGCCUCAGACCUCGCUGGUUUUUGGGACAUGCUUCAGCUGUCCAUCGAGAACGUAAGCCUCAAGUUUGAUGAGCUUCAUCAGAUCAGAGCCAAUGGCUGGAGACCCCUGGAACCCCCAGAGAGAAAGUGAAGGCGCUUGCAAACAGCCACGCAUCAAUCAGCAUAACUGCAAUGCCAACAGCACCACGGGGGCCUUGGCACCUCUGGGCCACCGUAGAUCCAUAAUGUCUGUCCUUCCAUCCAUAUCUCCAUGCUUUCUUCUGCCCUUCCUUCCUUCCUUUCAUCUUGCUGCCGCCUGCAGCCGCCGCCUCACCACUAGUGACUUUUUGUUGUGCGUUUCGCUGCUUCCAGAGUGAAGACAGUGACGUCAGGGAGCGUCACUCAUGUUCCUUUCUUAAUACAUACAUUACAGUUUGCAUUUCACAGUUUACAAGGCAGUCUCAGGUGACCUCAAAUAAGAUAAUAUCAAGUUGAAUGAAGUUCAUUCACUACAAAGAUGUACAUGAUGUCAAAAAACAAAACAUGAAAAGGGAAUUAUUGAGAUCAGAAAAAGCUUUUCUUAUUUAUUUACUUCAUCUUCUAUUUCCACAUCCUUUGCACAGCCAAAGGAGCUUUCUCUUUCUACAUUAUUGAGAUCAGGAUUGUUUCCUACUAUGAGGUGGCAGUUUGUUACAGUACAGCUUAAAUGAACUCGGUUGGUGGAACUGUUUUCCCGAUCACUGGAAAGUUUGCACAUGACGUCUCUGUUAAAUACUGCGGCGCAGUUUCCACCAACUCUCAGCUUACUGCUCUAACUGUGCGUGGCUGUAAGCGCUGUUGUUUUUUUUAUAUUGAGGCUGAUUUGCAAGCAAGGGGCCAGUGUUUCCAAAAAUGAUUACAUAAAAGCGCCUUUAGAUACAGAGAUGCACACUGAUGCUAUUUGCUCUGCAGCUCAGUUAGGGGAGCAUUUAACCCUUUGCAUGCACCAGGCUAAUAGAUGUUGAAGUGUCUGAUAUGUGCAGUCGUUUCCCAGGUUUAAACAGGUUAAAAAACAAUAACUAAAGCACAGUCGUGUGUGAUUGAAGGAAAGUACUGAAAUCCUUUUGUAAGCACAUUAAGUUGACAUGGUUGGGUUAGGCACAUUUACCUGCAUGCUGCCAUUACAGCCAAACACCAAAACAGGUCAAAUAUUCUCCCAGUUUUAAGAUACAUGGAUUCAUAUUAAGAAAAUGUGUGACCUCAGUUGAAAUGUAGAGCAGGAUGUCUGCAGAGGGAAACUGAAGCCAUGUUCAGGCACAGCUCGUACCAUAAGAUAGCACAUUACCUAAAAGUAUCUGUUAUAGUUAAAUACCUUCUUGCAUGCACAUGAAAGCUUUUGAUAGGAAUGUAGAGCAGGAUAGUUUUAGAUAUAGGACAUUGUUCAACAAUGCAAUUAAAACAUGUUAAAUCAAACUAAAAGCAUCAGAUGAGCGUCACAGGCACAUACAGUGCACACACACACACACACACACGCACACACACACACACACACACACACACACACACACACACACACACACACACACACACACACACACACACGCACACAGACGUGUGUCUUUUUCCUGAAAUGUUCUCCCCCCUCCCCCCAAACGUCCUCUCCCACCAGGAGAGGCGGCUCCCUCCUCCAGUGCCAAAAAAGCCACCCAAGGGUCCCCACCACCACCCACCUCUGGCCAGAGACCGCUCCCUGGAGAGCUCCGAGAAACAGCGGCAGGAGGCCAGGAAGCGCCUGAUGGCGGCCAAGAGAGC